AUGGGCAGAUGUAUUGUAGAUGACGGAGGUGAGGAACCAUCGGAUGAAAUGAUUGCGCAAAUGAGAGAUUAUUGUUUGCAAACAACUAAACGUCGAAAACCGAAAGAGCCGUCAACUUUGAAGCAUAUUACAAGUCUUUUGCCAAAAGUCGAGGUGGCCGGACCGGGAGCUUCUUACAAUCCUCCUGUAGCCAUGUAUGAGAGUUACAUUAAUGGAAUCGUUGAUGAGGAGAUAAAAGCUGAGAAGGUUGAGAGCAAGCUUGAGAAAUCGUUGAAACUAGCGCCUGGCCAAACUUAUAUUUCAAAGUCAGAAAAAAUGGCCGAAGAGAGUGCGGGCUUAUUUGAUAACGAAAAACAGUCAACAGAAGCAGAAGAUGGUGCAGCCAAUCGAUCUGAUGAAGCAGAAAAUGCGAAAAAGUCAACAAUGAGACGUAGGACCAGAAAGGAACGACGUGUGGAAGCCUUGGAAAAGCAGAAGAAACUCAUCGACGAAGAGUACAAGAGUGUGAAAAGUGCCGAACAGGCUGUAUUCGCAGUGAAAAAAAUCAACAAAGAAAUAUCAGAGGAAUUGACGCAGGUGAAUGAAAAAGCAAAACUACGACGGAAACAAAAGUGGACAAAAAAAUUGCUUGGUACCCAACAACUAGGUAGAGGUAAGUUCAAACCAGAGGAACAGCCAUUCUUGAUGACGGAUGAAUUGACUGGCUCACUUCGUGAACUCAAACCUCAGGGUAACAUCCUAAUGGAUCGAUUAAAAAGUCUUCAAAAACGUAAUAUGUUACCGGUACCCGGAGAAGAGGGUCGCGUGAAGUCGAAACUGAAAAAGAAAUUGAAAAUCAAAGAAACUGAACGAAGAUCACAUAAGGAAGUUACGCUUGGCAGUCGUGUUAUAUGA
Molecule: messenger RNA, 894 nt
Organism: Anisakis simplex (herring worm)
Lineage: Eukaryota; Metazoa; Nematoda; Chromadorea; Rhabditida; Anisakidae
Source: the annotation of a GenBank genome assembly